CACAAAUGAAAACUAUCAAAAACCUCUUUAAUUACAAAUGUCAAUUUUUCUGUUUGCAAACGUUUUGGUUAUUGUUUGUGCUUGUGUAUUGUCGCUUCGUCCCUUGUUCAAUUUUUUUUUUAGCAAAUAAGCAUUCGGGCCACUCCACUCUGUCCUGGUGCACUGAAGGACCCUGCAGCUGUCUAGCAUAGCCCUUUCCAUCAAUCAAAUACCUAUCUCAACAACCUUUUUGCGAAAUAUGACUGAUGAGGAUAUCAUUAGAAGAAGGCUAAUGUUUGAUGGCGACGGAACAGGGGAAGAUCGUAGGCUAAAUGACUUUCUUAAAAAUAUAUCAAAGUGGUUAAGAACAGACCACAAGACUGAAGAAGAUGGUCUUAUAAUGUUUGACUCAAUAACAGCACAAUUGGAAUUUGUCAAGCAUUCAAGGCGGUUGGCUCAUUUAAGACGCAGACAGAUAAACAAAGAACUACAAAUGUAUGCAAAUUUGUAUGAUGCCAUGCAAUCUCGGAUAAAUGAAAGAAAAGAUGAAAUUGAAACCCAGAAAAUAAGUUUGAAAAAUUCGAAAAUUAUAAAACACAACCAGAUGCAAUACAGUAUGUUAACCAAAUCCAUGAACCAAGAAACACCUCGCACGGAGAGUCUAAAAUAUUUAGACUGUCUACACAGUGACAUAAAAGACAUUGAAGCUCAAAAAGAAGAGGUCGAGGAGGGCCUUAAUGAUCGUAGAAAGUUGUUUAAGGUUCUGUCAUUGGCUGCAAACAAUUUACAGGAAUUGCUGUCCAAGGAGGAAACAGAUGGAGGCGGUAGAGUUACACAAAAGAGAAAAUAAGGACAAAGGAGUAUUUCCCUGACAGACAAUGACGCUGAUAAUAAAAAUGAUAAUAAUAAUUUAUUGGUGUUUUACUUCACAAAAUUUUCACAUUGCUAUUCAGUAUUUGAAUUUCUAUUUCCAUCUCUCUGAAUAAUAGUCUCAUUUUUUAUAAGGUACCUAUCUUUGCUACCAAACACAAUAAUUACAUCUCAAAUCUUCACCUCCAUUGAGAGUUUCUACAGGCGUUUUCACAUUGCCACAUUUGAAGGAGAGAAAAAAACAAAUCAAUCUUGCAUACAAUACAUUUUAUUCCAAUUAUGUUUGUAGAUAGUUCCAGCUAGUCAAUAUAAAUUUGAUAACUAGGUACCCGUAGAUGGGAAACACGAAAUAAUAAAGUUUUCAUAAAAUUUCUGUAGAAACAAAAAAUAUUUGCCCACAAUAUACUAUAAUGUACUUGGUUUACUUACUCUACAAGAACACCUAGGUACCUACUUAGCUAAUCUUAAAAAUUAAAAGUACAUAUAGAUAAAUUAUCAUUAUAAACAUUCAUUUAACAAUAUUUUUUAAAAUGGUUUAUAAUCUGUUGGAUAUUUUGAUGGCAAUACUCUCUCCAAAUAAUAAACAACAUGUUUCCAUUUCAAUUCUGCACAGGUUUCAAUAAUCUUUUUUUCUAUUUCCUCAUUUGGUUUUUCUUCUUGCAAUUUAUAUAGAUAUUUAAGCAUUCUUCCAUAUUGCUGUUUCACAAAGGAGUGCCAAAUUGCAAAAUAUAAAACGUGCGAAGUCAACA
Molecule: messenger RNA, 1598 nt
Organism: Ceutorhynchus assimilis (cabbage seed weevil)
Lineage: Eukaryota; Metazoa; Arthropoda; Insecta; Coleoptera; Curculionidae
Source: the annotation of a GenBank genome assembly